Molecule: messenger RNA, 2212 nt
Organism: Ictidomys tridecemlineatus (thirteen-lined ground squirrel)
Lineage: Eukaryota; Metazoa; Chordata; Mammalia; Rodentia; Sciuridae
Product: sperm-associated antigen 11A
Biological process (GO): cell chemotaxis; defense response to bacterium
Cellular component (GO): extracellular region
Molecular function (GO): CCR6 chemokine receptor binding; chemoattractant activity
Source: RefSeq, a predicted model, not a curated record
CCCUCGUCACAGCUGGGUGGGCUGUUAUUUGUUCCAUGUGGUACUAAGAGGCUUCGCAAGGUGAGUUCUGUUGACUGUGAUGAACAUUCUCCUGCAUGUCACUUGGGGCCUGUAGCCUCGUUCCUGUUGUGGACACCUGGGGGUGCAUGUGUGGUGAUGGACUCUCCAUGCUGGACCGUGGUGGACACUGCCCAACUGAAAGCGUUUGGAAAGCAGGAAGGUGACUUCAGAGCACCUCUCUAUCGCCCACAGACAGCACUUGUUGCUAAGCAACUCUUUCCUCUUUCACCUCCAUCCACUGAGUUAUUGGACAAGCCCUGCUUCUGGGAAUGCCAAAAGGCCUGUCUAUUUUUAGGCAGAAAAGAAAGACUACCCAGUACCUUCUGCCCACAGCCUUACUCAGUAGAGCAGAUCAAUAUGCUCGGCGCUGAUGAGGGUUCUCGGAAACCUAUAAAGGCCCCGCUUUCCUUGCUCUCCCUCCAUUCCUCCCAUCAUCCGUCAGACGUGCUUUCCUGCACAGUGGGCAGGGAGGUCCGCGGGAACCGUAAAACAUGAGGGUUCUCUUUCUUUUUGCUGUCUUCUUCUGUUUGGUCCACACGAACUCAGGGGACAUCCCUCCUGGAAUCAGAAACACUAUCUGCCUCCUGCAACACGGGAAGUGCAGACUGUUUUUUUGCUACGCUGGUGAGAAAAAGGGUGAUAUUUGCUCUGAUCCCUGGAAUAGGUGCUGUGUACCAAAUCCCAGCGAAGAAGGGAAAUGGAAGGUGGCGAAUCUGGAACCUAAAACGCAAGCUCCCGUAAGGCCGAAAGCUCUGAACAUCACAAAGAAUUAAAAGAACUUGUGGCUAACAGUCGGUGCUCAAUAAACACUGGUCGACUGAAUCUGGCACCGCGGUGAAGGUCUGGUGACAGCAUCUUCUUGAGCGCUUCCUUACUUUGCCAUUUUCUUUUUUUUUGUUCAAGGAGUUCCAGGAUUUUGUGAUAUUUCAUCUCUUUUCACUCUUCCCUCCUUUUCUUAUUCCAGAGAGACAGAGAGAGAGAGCAGAGUAGAAAGCAAACUCCAAAUUUUAUUUUCACAUGGCACAGAAAUGCAGCCCAUCUAAUGGCCUCGCUUCCACCUAACGAUCCCUGCACUAGCCUUCUUGCACUUAUUCACACAGACUGCAAGGGGCCUCCGCAGCCAUAACAGCAGUAGGUCACACUUACAUAGAAUUGUAUGUUUUCAGACAUUUACUCUUAGGUUAUCUCAACUGAAUGAAACAACAGUCUUAGGGAGUGUGUAAUCAGUAUAAGCACUUCCACUUUAAGGAAUGAAGAAAAAAGAAGAUAAUAAUUUCAAUCAAAUUAAGUCAGCAAUUCACAGACAGGACUCUUGAAUCACCUCAUCAACCAAGAGUUCAUUCUUUGCUACUUCUAAAGACAUGUUCCUGGGCAGUUAAAGUAAGUAGGGUCCUGUCCAUGAAGACUCCUUAACACUUAACCACUGUCCUUUACCCUCCUGUGGAUCUUGCUCACAGUGUUAUCCAUACCAAGCUUCCAGCCCAUCAUCUCAAGGAUAGUGAAUAUUAAUUACAGAUAAGGAACUUAAGAAAUAAUUAAGGCGAUGAGCUGGUGUGUGAUAGCCCUGUGCUAAGCUAUCUCUGGAACAAGAGGGCCUGAUAUCUUGUUUUCAUUUCAGUUCAUGACCUGAAUGCAGUUUGCUAAUGAAUCAGCUGAGUGCACUUAAUGUAACUUAGAAUAUGUUAUUUUAGCUUCCUGUCUCCAUCGUUUAGGUUCCUGUCACCUCCAGUUGCAAUGAAUAUUUGACAAAAUGCCUUGGGGCUCUCCCCAGCUUCUUCUAAACACUCCUGCAUUUUAUUUUCUAAAAACAAUCAGGCAGACCCCUUAGAUUCAGCGUGGAGCCUCUCUCAGUCACAGACGGCUCAGCAAGGUCCUCUCUCACCCCUGGAGGGUGGAAUACCUCCCCAUACUUGUCUGGAUGCCUGCCCGGGAGGGGUGCUGGCCCCUGGGUCAGCCUUUGCUCCUGAGUGAAACACAGCCAAUCUCUCUGCCUCCAGGAGGGCAGACACACUCUCAGCCAGGAGUGUGACCACUCCGAGCCCAACAGAUGGGAGAUAUGCCAUGAAAAGAUGGCCGGUGCCCAAAACCUGGGCUGGAGCCUAGUUCCACAUUCUCCACUGAGCAGGAGACCUGAGCCGCAGCCCCUGACCUG